AUGGAAUCUGGGAGAAGGGGAUGGAAUCUGGGAGAAGGGGAUGGAAUCUCGGAGAAGGGGAUAGAAUCGAGGAGAAGGGGAUGGAAUCAGGGAGAAGGGGAUGGAAUAUGGGAGAAGGGGAUGGAAUCGGGGAGAAGGGGAUGGAAUCAGGGAGAAGGGGAUGGAAUGUGGGAGAAGGGGAUGGAAUCUGGGAGAAGGGGAUGGAAUCUGGGAGAAGGGGAUAGAAUCUGGGAGAAGGGGAUGGAAUCAGGGAGAAGGGGAUGGAAUCUGGGAGAAGGGGAUGGAAUCUGGGAGAAGGGGAUGGAAUAUGGGAGAAUGGGAUGGAUUCUGGGAGAAGGGGAUGGAAUCUGGGAGAAGGGGAUGGAAUCUGGGAGAAGGGGAUGGAAUCUGGGAGAAGGGGAUGGAAUCUGGGAGAAGGGGAUGGAAUCUGGGAGAAGGGGAUGGAAUAUGGGAGAAGGGGAUGGAAUCUGGAAGAAGGGGAUGGAAUUUGGGAGAAGGGGAUGGAAUCUGGGAGAAGGGGAUGGAAUCUUGAAGAAGGGGGUGGAAUCUGGGAGAAGGGGAUGGAAUGAGGGAGAAGGGGAUGGAAUCGGGGAGAAGGGGAUGGAAUCAGGGAGAAGGGGAUGGAAUCUGAGAGAAGGGGAUGGAAUCUGGGAGAAGGGGAUGGAAUCUGGGAGAAGGGGAUGGAAUCAGGGAGAAGGGGAUGGAGUCUGGGAGAAGGGGAUGGAAUUUGGGAGAAGGGGAUGGAAUCUGGGAGAAGGGGAUGGAAUCUGGAAGAAGGGGGUGGCGUCUGGGAGAAGGAGAUGGAAUGAGGGAGAAAGGGAUGGAAUCUGGGAGAAGGGGAUAGAAUCUGGGAGAAGGGGAUGGAAUCUGGGAGAAGGGGGAUGGAAUGAGGGAGAAGGGGUUGGAAUCUGGGAGGAGGGGAUGGAAUCUGGGAGAAGGGGAUGGAAUCUGGCAGAAGGGGAUGGAAUCUGGAAGAAGGGGAUGGAAUCUGGGAGAAGGGGAUGGAAUCUGGGAGAAGGGGAUGGAAUCUGGAAGAAGGGGAUGGAAUAUGGGAGAAGGGGAUGGAAUCUAGGAGAAGGGGAUGGAAUCUGGGAGAAGGGAAUGGAAUCUGGGAGAAGGGGAUGGAAUCCGGGAGAAGGGGAUGGAAUCGGGGAGAAGGGGAUGGAAUUAGGGAGGAGGGGAUGGAAGCUGGGAGAAGGGGAUGGAAUCUGGGAGAAGGGGAUGGAAUCUGGGAGAAGGGGAUGGACUCUGGGAGAAGGGGAUGGAAUCUGUGAGAAGGGGAUGGAAUCAAGGAGAAGGGGAUGGAAUCUGGGAGAAGGGGAUGGAAUCUGGGAGAAGGGGAUGGAAUCUAGGAGAAGGGGAUGGAAUCUGAGAGAAGGGGAUGGAAUCUGGGAGAAGGGGAUGGAAUAUGGGAGAAGGGGAUGGAAUCUAGGAGAAGGGGAUGGAAUCUGGGAGAAGGGAAUGGAAUCUGGGAGAAGGGGAUGGAAUCCGGGAGAAGGGGAUGGAAUCGGGGAGAAGGGGAUGGAAUUAGGGAGGAGGGGAUGGAAGCUGGGAGAAGGGGAUGGAAUCUGGGAGAAGGGGAUGGAAUCUGGGAGAAGGGGAUGGAAUCUGGGAGAAGGGGAUGGAAUCUGGGAGAAGGGGCUGGAAUCUGGGAGAAGGGGAUGGAAUCUAGGAGACGGGGAUGGAAUCUGGGAGAAGGGGAUGGAAUCUGGGAGAAGGGGAUGGAAUCUGGGAGAAGGGGAUGGAAUCUGGGAGAAGGGGAUGGAAUCAGGGAGAAGGGGAUGGAAUAUGGGAGAAGGGGAUGGAAUCGGGGAGAAGGGGAUGGAAUCAGGGAGAAGGGGAUGGAAAAUGGGAGAAGGGGAUGGAAUCUGGGAGAAGGGGAUGGAAUCUGGGAGAAGGGGAUAG
This is a messenger RNA of Closterium sp. NIES-65, 1905 nucleotides long. Lineage: Eukaryota; Viridiplantae; Streptophyta; Zygnematophyceae; Desmidiales; Closteriaceae. The record is from the annotation of a GenBank genome assembly.